Molecule: messenger RNA, 3090 nt
Organism: Prorocentrum cordatum
Lineage: Eukaryota; Dinophyceae; Prorocentrales; Prorocentraceae
Source: the annotation of a GenBank genome assembly
AUGGAGCCCGACCCGUCAUGGAAGGAGCACACCACCGGGAUCCUCCAGCAGACUAUCGGCCGCCCCGCGACUCGGCGCGGCGAGGUCGACGCACACGGCAGAAGGGUGACAGCAACGCACGAGGAGCAGAAGCUACAGGAUCGCAUUGACAUGGUUGUGCAGUAUUGCAAUUGGAAUGUCAAGAGCAACAGGUUAGUGCACUACGAAAAAGGUUGUGGUAGGUGCAGUUCUCGAGAUGAUGCGUGUGCUAACGUUGCCGAUGCUCUUCUCAAUGGCCAGGUCAUUCCUGAUUCCAAUUGCACAGUUCCUUGCAAGCACCGAUUUGGGAGUUGCGCGGAUGCUUUGAGAGAACAAUCUGCUGGCAUCAUGAUCUCGCAGCUGCUGAGGAGGUCAUUCGAUGAGGCGUUUCCGACGCGGGAUGCCCCAGAUCUCGUCCCAGAGCACGAAGAGGAUGACGCCAGGGAGCGCCGGUACAUUAAGGGCAAAGUAUAUCGGAGCAAAAAGGCGCUUGCUGAUUCCUCCAGGUGCCUGCGCAGCAUCGCUGUUACAUUUGUUUUGCAGCCCCUGGAGUGGGUGUGGUCGAGAUUGCAGCAUCUGGAUGAUCAAACGGGCACGCUGGCUCUCAUAGUUGGCUCGACCAGCCCGUUCCGUGUUGUGCAGACUGCUCUGCUGGAUUUCGUGAACGCUCCGUCGCCUGCUGUCCAGCGCCUUCUCCACCAUUACAUGGGCGACGCGAGAGCACUGGAUCUUGUGCAAGCCGAGUGUCUUCAUGUCGUGCUGUGCGCCAGUUCGUUUAUCUGGUUCAGGUUCGAGCGAACGUUGGAGUGGUGGCCCUUUAAGCUCCUCCUGUGGGCGAACAACCCCGGGCACGACUACGUGGUCGACGAAUUCUUCGCCACGCCUCGCUGUUGCCUCGAAGAUUCGAUGUCCAUCAAACUGAGGGACUUGUACGGCGGAGACGAUGGCAAACAGAAGUUCUUAGACGAUGACAAACUGAAGCAGGCGCUGCGACUGUGGGGAGACACUACUAAGAUGACCAACAUGCACAUCGAAAGGCUUCUCGCCAGACUCAAGGAAGCUGGCGGAAGGGAGUCCCCAUUCCCGCUUGAAAGAUUAUGCGCCGACGGCUUCCUUUCGGAGUUCGUCAGAUGCCACGUCGCCGUCGGCGGUCGCGACUGCCGCGUGUGGACGCGGGCGGACUUGUCCAGGCAGGGCGUGCCCGCAGUUGCCGACGAGAUCGCGCUGCGCAAGGCUUCGCAGAAUCGUGGGGGCGCCAGAGGGUGGAUGGUGUACGCGAGAGAGCAGGAGCUGAACUUGGAGGUCCCGUUGGCGAAGGGCGAGGACAGGAAGGCGUUCUACAGCUUCAUGGCCCAGCGUUUCCGCGACCUCCCCCCGCGCGAGAGGCGGCAUUACCGCGAGCGUGCGUUGGAGCGCGCGUCUGCGCGACGGACGGGUCGUCAGAGGAGUUCUGAGUUUGACGCCGAUGCCCCGCCGCUGGUCCAGCACGCAUCCUCAUCGCUGUGGGGGCUGUCGUCGCCGGACUUGCCAGUCGACUCCGACCUCUUUGUGGACGCCGUCAGGUGCAAGUGCGCUCCGAGAUAUGGCAGGGCCUGCUCCGAGAACGAGGCUGCGAUGUCCUUCAACAGGUGGGGCCCGAAGUGCAGGGGGGCUUUCCAGAAGGGCUGCUACAUCGUGGACAAAGGAUACGUGCCCGAGGGGGUGAACUUCAAGACCAGGCUGACCUGCCAGGAGCUCCACCCGGGCUUCUGUUGCACUGCAGACCGUCUGCGUUACAAGCACUUGAGGAAAUUGAAUCGCCAUUUCUUGCAGUUUUUGAAGCAGCAGAAGUGCGAGCGGUCGAUGUUGCUCGCCAGGGUUUUGAGCGCCGAGGGGCGCGAGUUGAGCCACGUGUAUUUGUAUUGCACUCACGUUCGACAGCGCGAUCCUGCCAUCGGGCUCUUCGUGCAGUUCACGGCGAGGACCUCGGCUGGGAAUUUGCUGGAGCCUGUCGAGGAGGGGGCGUCUCGUGCUCUGAGGCGCGGGAGUCAGAGCUUUUUCCUGAAGCGUCUCGAAGGCAUCGGCAUCGGACCUCUCAGCACUGGCGAGUUUCACGUGCACGUGCUUGGGGGGCUUCGAGGGGCAACUGCAGCCGAGCUGAGCGCGUGUUUCGCGCGUCCGUUGGGCGUGGUCAGCGUCGCAGAGCCAGGCGAGCCCGCCUUGGUCAUCGAUCUCAGCAGUGCACGACUUGUCCCUGAUGCUGACGAGGGGGGCGGAGAUGGCGCUCCGCGACCUGUGGACCCUGCUUUCGCUGGUAUGGAAGAGCUCGAAGGAGUGAUAUUGGGCGGGUUCAAUGAGAUGAAGAAGCCGAAGCCGCAGAAGAAAUCUACCGCUGGAUACGUGAUCGGGGUCGAGCCUGAGUGCGACCUGACCGUUGACAUAGAUCCCGCAGAAGUUGCAGCGGCCAUGAAAUUGGACAAUGAUCACAAGGUUGAUGGCCCAUGCGAUGAGUUCGACAGCUCCGACUGCGACGUGCACGUGUUGGCGGAGGUGGGGUCCGACUCCAGCGAGGACGACCAGGACGUCAUUGCGGCAGUGUACACGGGCAAGGCGAUGAAGCACAAGGCGCCGCUCAAGAAGGCAGACGCCCUGCCGGGCGUGCGCAAGAAGGGGCGCUACAACUACGUCACGGUGCCUGGCUACGGCGUGUUCGCAUGGGACAUUGACGAGAGCACGCUCAACGCGCAUUGUGAUAUAGCUUUGCACAACGCUGGCAUAUCCAAGUGCCACAUGAACCGACAGCUGACAUGCGCGGAUCCAGCGCACCCGCGUCGCGGGGAAGGUCGGCCUCUGGGGCAUCUCGCGGCGUGGCUGCUACUGGGACAUCAGCGCGCCGAGUGGGGCAAGAAGGGCCACCAGGACAUCAAGAAGGCGCUUGGGCGCGUCGAGGGGCAUCCAGCUCGCUUGGCCGCUCGGAACGACCUCAGGAGGUUGUCGCAGACGAUGCCCGAGGUGGCGCGCCUCUUCGCGCUGGAGAGGCCGCCCACAGCGACUGAGCUUGCGAGCGGCGGGGAGCCUCUCGAGAUUUCGUAG